Chaetomium strumarium is the source of this 2361-nucleotide messenger RNA. Its product is annotated as TAFII55 protein conserved region-domain-containing protein. Gene Ontology annotation, cellular component: transcription factor TFIID complex. Bases 326 to 1939 code for a protein of 537 amino acids. The record is from RefSeq and is a predicted model, not a curated record. Gene Ontology annotation, biological process: RNA polymerase II preinitiation complex assembly; transcription initiation at RNA polymerase II promoter. The transcript has a single exon. Lineage: Eukaryota; Fungi; Ascomycota; Sordariomycetes; Sordariales; Chaetomiaceae. Gene Ontology annotation, molecular function: RNA polymerase II general transcription initiation factor activity.
CUCCACUGCCAAGCUAUUCGAUCGACCUCAAAUGGCAUCGACCUGCAUUCACCGAAAUGUCACUGACUGGCUGACAAGUCCACCUCAAAACGGAGCUUCCUCGAGUGCGGCUGCGUGAAAUGACGCGUUAACUAUCUUACUCACCUGGAACUACCAUUUAACAGAACCAAGUCGCCACAUUUGGUUCCUUCACGACAGAAGCGUCUGCUUGGAUUGCACCUUGACGGCUACAGCUGCGCGCUGAUUCCAGCCUCUCCCCUCGCGCCACGCGCACAUAUUCUCUCCUCGGCAACAAACGGUUACGACCGAUCAUCACAGGACGAAGAUGGAUUCACCAACGAGGCCGCCUCUCCCCCCGCCUCCAAAGCGCUUGCCUAGCCUGAAAAUCCUAAAGGGCCCAUCGGGCCUUUCCAUUACAACCACAGCCGCCCCCUCGACCACUCACAAUACAUCCUUCCAACAGUCAAUGUCUCCAUCGACGCCGUCUCAAGGACCACCGAAAAUCAAGCUGGUCUCCAAAUCACAGCCCCCUACUCCGGCCGAUCCGAGACCCCCGAUACUCACCGCGCACCCAGCGCUAGUCGUGACAACUGAUGAAGGGAGCACAGGGUCCGGUCUCCCGAGGAUAUCACAAACGAAGUCUGGGAGAGUAUCGAAGCCGUCGACAAAGAAGCGGGCGCGAGAUGAAAGCGACGACGGUGACGACGACGUUCCCCUCCGAAACGGGCAAGAGCCGCAAGCUAAGAAAACCAAGAUCACGCUUAAGACGCCCCUGAAUGGCCCUGCAAGGCAGCCAACGCUCAAGGUGAAGCCUGUCGGCAGGAUACCCCAAAAGCCGCUCGGAGAAGGAUAUGACUCGGAAGCCGAAGAUCGUGAGAUUGACCCCGUCAUCGAGGAGCAGUUCCUGUUCCGCAUGAUGCCCGGCGAGCACUGCGAAUACCUGCGGAAGUGCGUGCAAGAGAAAAAGAUUGGCAUCCCCAGAGCGCAGGGCGGGGCGGAUUUCUCGCUCAAGUGGUUGGAUGAAGAGGGUCGCAGGGCCGUUGUGACUAUCUUGGGUCAGCUCUACGCCGCCAUCCUCCUCGAUCUGCCCACCAUCACCGAGGGCAUGAAGACAUGGGACAAGAAGGCGAUGGUCAAGUCAGCCGACAUCUGUCAGAUGUUGUUGGUUUUCGCGCAAGUCCGGAGCGAGGAGGAGGCGAAAACGGCACCCCUGCCUAAGGCGGUAGAACACGGCCAUCGGUGGCCGCAUGGCAUCACACCACCCAUGCACGACGCCAGGAAUCGCCGAUUCCGAAAGCGCCUCAGCAAGCUCGAAAUAAAGAACAAGGAGGCUGAGGUGGAGCGGCUUCUUGCGGCCGAUCGUGACGCUAUGAGCGUACGGACCGAGUGGCUCGAUAAUAAACAAAAUCGUGCCGCGGACGAGGAUGAUGGAGAAGAAGAGUUCGAGGAAGAUGCCGAGGGAGAAGCGGAUGAUUACUUUGGGGAUGCCGACAUGGAGCGGCAACUCGAAGAAGAAUUCGAGGUCGACGAAUCUGCCCUCGAGGCCGAGUUUCUGGAGGCGGCCGAGACGCCAGCCUUCGAGGUCGCCACGCCUGGGGCUGCGUUUGACGCGGUCACACCCGGGACUGGCACGGCCGGCACCCCCCAGCCGCAGACCGAGGAGGAAGAGGCGGACGGGGCCGAAGAAGAGGAGUCGGACGAGGAUGAUGAGGAGGAUGUUGACGAGGGUGGCGAUGGCGACGAUGGCGAGGACGAAGACAGGCACGCCGGCGUACGAAAUGAGAUUGCUAACCUCAAGAAGCAACUCAGAAUGUACGAAGAACAACUGGCUGCCUCGGUCCAGCCCAUCAUGCGGAAGCGCCUCGAGGGCAACAUCAGGAACGUCAAGUCGGAGAUCCUGCUCAAGAUGUCUUCCAUCGGUGAGGUGGAAGAGGAUUAGGCGGCCUCAGAGUAGUUCCAGCCGUUGGGGAACAGUCAUAAGGAGCACAGGCAGGGGUUUCACGAAACCAGUGGCGAGUGCAUCGCCAUGAUAUCCGUGAAAACUUGAGGACACUGUGAGGGUAAUUCCAAAGAUCUAGCUGGAGAUUAGGAACAGGUACUGAGUACCAGUUGAUAUGAUGAUCGUGUGGGGGCAUCAUCAACGGUCCCUAAACAUCUGAGCAACGGGGGAUGCCUGGAGCUAUCCGGACUUCAGAUCUCCAUAGCCCAUUACCUGAUGUUCUGUCUGCAUGUCGGCCCAGUCGAGGUCACCACGCACGCAUGAAUAUGGAUAGCGCCAAUAGAAGGGAUGGGGUGAUAGGUACCAAAGUUUAUGCCGUUGGUGUAUCGCGCCUAUUCAGCAUACACACAAUACACUGGUGU